This is a messenger RNA of Perca fluviatilis (European perch), 1771 nucleotides long. It is a transcript of the gene stambpl1, whose product is annotated as STAM binding protein-like 1. Gene Ontology annotation, molecular function: protein binding; K63-linked deubiquitinase activity; metal-dependent deubiquitinase activity. Gene Ontology annotation, cellular component: membrane; endosome. Gene Ontology annotation, biological process: protein K63-linked deubiquitination. The record is from RefSeq and is a predicted model, not a curated record. NCBI's taxonomy places the organism in Eukaryota, Metazoa, Chordata, Actinopteri, Perciformes, Percidae.
AAACACCAUGGAACAAGGCUUCAGUUUAAAUACUCUGAAGAAGCUGGCAGCAGAUCCUGACUACACCGAUGUGUCUCUGCCGGCGGCGGAGCGAGUGCGAGCGCUGGCGAAGAUGGGCUGCAGCGUGGAGAUCAGCGAGGACGUGGCGCCGAGACGCUACCUCCGCUCCGGCGUGGAGAUGGAGCGCAUGGCGGCAGUUUACCACGACGAGGGCAGUCUGGAGAACGCCUACGUGCUCUACACCAAGUUCAUCACUCUGUUUGUAGAGAAGUUGCCGGCUCACAGAGACUACCAGCAGUGCAGCGUCUCCGAGAAGCAGCUCAUCAUGAAGAAACUUCAGGAAGUGGCGUUUCCUCGAAAAGACGAGUUGAAGAAACGUCUUCAGGAGAAAUACAGCAGGGAGCACAGCGAGUACCUCAGAGCCCAGAGCGAGGCGGCCGUGGCGGUGGCGGCGGUGGAGGGGUGUGGCCUGCAGCUGCAGCGGCUCUCCCUAUUGGGCGAGGAGGACAGGAGGCGGGGCCUGCUGCUGGAGCAGGAGCGGCAGCGUGUCGCCGCUCUGAGACGUCUGCAGAUCCAAUCGCAGCAGUUUCAAUACUUCGAGGACCAGCUGAGACGCCAAGAACUGGCCAAUCGGAGAGCAGGGGAGGCGGAGCCAAAGGUGGAGAUCAAAGUGCCUGAGGUGACGGACGGCUCCUGUGUGUCAAAGCAGCCAAUCAGAGAGAGGGUACGACCCCAGGGGGCGGAUCCUAACAGGAACAGACAGCCAGCCCCCGUCAGCCAACCGGCCGCUACGCUGGCUGGAGUACACACUCCCAGGGUGGAGGGAUUAAGGCGCGUGGUGAUCCCCAGAGACCUGACCUACCGGUUCCUGCUGCUGGCCGACUCCAACACCGCCAGAGGGAUAGAGACGUGUGGCGUCCUCUGUGGACGACUGGCCCACGACCAGCUCAUGCUGACUCACGUGGUGAUCCCCAAACAGUCGGCCGGACCGGACUUCUGCGACAUGGAGAACGUGGAGGAACUGUUCAGCUUCCAGGACCAACAGAACCUGCUGACUCUCGGCUGGAUACACACUCAUCCCACUCAGACGGCGUUCCUCUCCAGUGUCGACCUCCACACUCACUGCUCCUAUCAGCUGAUGCUGCCAGAGGCCAUCGCCAUCGUCUGCGCCCCAAAACACAACGACACCGGUGUGUUCAGGCUCACCGGUCCCGGGAUGUCGGAGGUUUCCGGCUGCAGACUCAAAGGUUUCCAUCCUCACUCCAAGGAGCCGCCUCUCUUCAGCGUGUGUAAGCAUGCGGUGGUGAAGGAGUCAAAGGUCAUCCUGCUGGACCUCAGGUGACACGAAGAGAAGAAGAAACUGAACACACUGCCUCUCUCUGUGUGUGUGUGUGUGUGUGUGUGUGUGUGUGUGUGUGUGUGUGUGUGUGUGUGUGUGUGUGUGUGUGUGUGUGUGUGUGUGUGUGUGUGUGUGUGUGUGUGUGUGUGUGUGUGUGUGUGUUUUCUGGAAGUUCUAGAAGUUUUUUUGGUGAUAUUUGUUAGUUUUUGAGAUCAGCUGCUGGCUGCAGAUAGCUAUGAGUCUGAUUUUUUGUGAACAGCUGAUUUCAGCCUCUGGUAUUCUAUCAUAUCAUGUUCUUCUGAAGAUUUUUGAGCUGAUGAAAGAAACCAGCUUGGACUUUUUUCACCGUUUUCUGACAUUUUAUGAAGCCAAGAUAAAUCAGCUGCAGCCCCAAUGUGGUGUGUGUGUGUGUGUGUGUGUGUGUGUGUGUGU